Molecule: messenger RNA, 3423 nt
Organism: Bactrocera dorsalis (oriental fruit fly)
Lineage: Eukaryota; Metazoa; Arthropoda; Insecta; Diptera; Tephritidae
Product: G2/mitotic-specific cyclin-A
Exons: 7
Coding region: 472-2115 (547 amino acids)
Biological process (GO): mitotic cell cycle phase transition; regulation of cyclin-dependent protein serine/threonine kinase activity
Cellular component (GO): cytoplasm; cyclin A2-CDK2 complex; nucleus
Molecular function (GO): cyclin-dependent protein serine/threonine kinase regulator activity
Source: RefSeq, a predicted model, not a curated record
AAGAAGCACACAAAAUGAGUAGGAAAAAUGGCGGCGAAAUUGAAGCGACAAGCUACAAAAUCAUUAUACCAAGCUCUUAGCUGACAACGACGGCGCACAAAUUCAAAAAUACUUUGAGUGGCGAAUGGAGAAAUAUAGAGUUGAAACAAAAUCAUUGCCUGAAAAUUUUGUGAAAACGCGCACAUUGAAUAGAAUUAAUUAGUCGGUCGCAUAUACGUGCACCGUUAAAAUAAUAACACUUGGGGAAUAUAUGUAUGCAAAUAUUUUUUGGUGAUUCAAUUUAGACUGAAUAAAAGAGAAUUAAGAAUAAAAAGCAAGCUGAUACAUAGGAUGUAAACAUUUUUUAUUUGUUGUAAAAAUAUUGGACAAUAAGUUUUGAAAAAUUAUCCAAAUUGAUUUAAAAGUGCAUUUGGACCAAGUAAAAAAGAGUAACGAGCAAGGAAAGCGGUAAAGUAAAGGAUAUAUUGCGCAAUGGCUACUUUUCAAAUUCAUCAAGACGCCGAGAAGGAAAAUCCCCAUAUAGCUGUUCCACUAAAAGAGAAAAAUGUAGUUACCUGUAGCAACAGAGUGAAUGUUCUACAACCAUCUGGGUUUGGUGGCGCCGCCGUCCCAAUCAAAGGAAAGCUUAGUGAUGGUGUUAGUCGCACUAAUUUUGCUGUGCUGAAUGCAAAUAACAAUGUGGCACAUGGACGUAAUAUAACUGGUGUUACAGCAGGUAGCAAAGUGGCUUUUCGUGAAGUGGGGAAUGCUAAAACGCAUAAUGACAAUAAUUCAGUAUUUGCAGCUGCAGCUAUUAAGCAAACUGUAGUAGAGCAGUUCAAAUCAUUUUCAGUUUAUGAGGAUCAACCAGAUGAGAGUUUGCAGACAUAUCAUCGUUUCGGUGCUAACAGUGCAUCAAUUCCUCUUGCUAAUGGAAAGGAAAAUAUAUAUUUUGAUCAACAAAAUAAUCCAAAUAAAAAUGACUAUAAGCAUGAUGGUCCGCAGAAAGAAAAUAAAGUAUAUGACGACUGCCUUUUGGAUACCACGCCAAUGUCAGUAUCAGAGGUUCUUUCACCAAUGUCCGUAGACCGUUCCCAAGUGGGCAUUGCUCAACAAUCGGAAUCGGAAUUGAUUGAUGUUGACAAUGACGAUAAAAAGAGUACUGAUACAACUACAGAGGAAGAGGAACAACAGCGGCGUCUUAUUAUUCCCCGUAAUGAUCGUCAACGCUUUUUUGAAGUGGUGGAAUAUCAAAGAAAUAUAUUGGAAUAUUUCCAUGAAAGUGAGAAAAAACAUCGACCCAAGCCGUACUACAUGCGCCGCCAGGCCGACAUUAAUCAUUCAAUGCGUACGAUUCUCGUAGAUUGGUUAGUUGAAGUGUCUGAAGAGUACAAUUUGGAUACAGAAACACUAUAUCUUUCCGUUUCUUAUAUUGAUCGAUUUCUCAGCCAAAUGUCUGUGGUACGCAGCAAACUGCAAUUAGUUGGUACCGCAGCCAUGUACAUUGCAUCAAAGUAUGAAGAAAUCUACCCUCCAGAUGUUGGUGAAUUUGUGUUCAUUACCGAUGAUACCUAUAAUAAAGCCCAAGUUUUGCGGAUGGAACAGAUUAUUUUGAAAAUUUUAGCAUUUGACUUAUGCACGCCAACUGCGUAUGUGUUUAUCAACACUUAUGCUGUAUUGUUAAACAUGACAGAUAAGCUAAAAUUUCUAACUCAGUAUAUUUGUGAGUUAUCACUUUUGGAAGCGGAUCCGUAUUUACGAUUUCUACCAUCAUUAAUGUCGGCUGCUGCUCAUGCACUAGCUAGGCACCUAUUGGACUAUACAAUUUGGAAUUCAGAAUUAGAAGAGAUAACAUCGUACAAAUUAGAAGACCUCAAAGAGGUAAUAUUACACCUCUCUAAAUCACACAAAGCGGCCACUAAACUUGCGCAGCAGGCUAUACAGGAAAAAUACAGGGCAGAUAAGUAUAAAAAAGUUUCAAGCAUUAAACCUGUUGAACUGGACGAUGAAGCAUUCGAACUUCUAGUACGUAAAAAUAAUGGUUUGUUUAGCAACGAAGGGACCAACCUUGAAAAGAUAACAACGAAUUCAAACAAUGAACAUGUACAGCGAACAAUUUCUCUGAUGUUCAACUGAUAUGUAUUAUAGGUGACACAUUGGAGAUCGUAUGUUAUGAAUUAGUGUUAAUUGAAAAACGCUUAAUUUUUGUUCGUAUUUUAUUUGUUCCCCGUUUUGAUUUUUGUACAGAGGCUUGACUAUCUUUUUUAUCAAGCAACCGUUUAGCACGGUUACUUAAGAUCAUUAUAUUUUUAAAUACAUACAGAUUUGUUGGAAAUGCAGAAUUUUCUCUAAAUGUAAAUUAUAAAUACUCUGUUAUGAUACUGUGAAAGUUAAAAAACACCCGAUCUGAACACUUCUUCAUUAAAAGUAUUUUAGGUCAACUUUCAAUUUAUUUUAUGGGUUGUCAUUUUGCUAAAAUCAAUCACGGUUGCUUGAAUAUUAUAGUAAUGCCAUUUAAGUGCAUGUGUCUAAAAAUAAACGGUACCCUAAUCUUUUUAUUUUUUUAGUAUUUUUGUAUUUUUAGUUGUUAUUUGUCCUUUUAAAUUAUUUUAUUCCCUACACUUCACAAUAUAUCGAUGUUAAACAAAUUUAAUCCACAGAAAUAUCGAAAUUAUAUAAAUAGAAAAGACGAUUUGUCACAAAAAUAAUAUAUAUAGUAAUGGGAAAUUCAAAUAUUAUUUAAUAAAACCCACAACAUUAAUAAUAAAAUAUUCACACUAGAUAUAAGGUCUAGUAAAAAGAAAUUAUAUUUUUGCCCUAAAUUAAUCAGGUUUAAGCGAAAAAUGCUCCGUUUAAUUGUAUAACUUUUAGUAUUUUGAAAGAAGCCGUCGCCCGAUUGGCAGAAAACUUGGACAGUCUAUUUUCAUAAGCUCCCUUAAAAUACUUUUUCACCAGCAAAAUCAUUCGCCAUGGGCAGAAACAGGUAGUAAUCACUUGGUGCAACCAACAACAAAGCUUCUUGAGCACCAAACACACAGCAAACCCUUCCUGCCGUCUUCACCAGCAACCAUCCGCUUCAGAUUUAGAGUUUGCGCACGUUUGACUGCUACAGUAUAGGGACCAUAAAAGCUAUUAACAUUUUCAGCGACCUUGCGAUUUUUCCUUCGUCGAAAUUAUUUCAUUUAUGUUUAAAUUGGUGCAUUCAGUAUUUCAAUGUAAUAAAAUUAACUUAAAUUUUGUUCCUGUAUUAGUUUAUAUUUUUAAUAUGAAUUAAUAUAGUUCUAGUUAAGCUACUUGCGCUAAUGUAUUUUUAAAUAAUGCUAGUUAUUUGCAUUCCCUGUAUUUAAAUUUUUUAUAAAAUAAUUAAAAUAUACAUUUAAAGAAAUAAAUAAAAACAUAUACCGAAAAUUUACUAGCUUCAGUCAACACUAAUUUUUAGACAUU